Molecule: messenger RNA, 1204 nt
Organism: Spodoptera exigua (beet armyworm)
Lineage: Eukaryota; Metazoa; Arthropoda; Insecta; Lepidoptera; Noctuidae
Source: the annotation of a GenBank genome assembly
AAGCCCCGCACGUCACUACACGAGGAGCCGGCAACAUGUGGAGGUGUGCAGUACUGCUAUCUGUGUGUUUUGCGGGGCUAGCUGCCGGGGAGGAACUAAUCGACGACUUUGACCCUUUUGCGGUCCAUAUGGAUUGUGGACCAAACGAAGAGUUUCAUCAAUGUAAACAUAGUUGCCCACCAGAACAGACUUGUGAAACACGCAAAAUACACAUACUUUGUGCAGCUGUUUGGACACCCUGUAUAAGAAAAUGUGUAUGUAAACAAGGGUACUACAGGAAGACGGAGGGCGGGGAGUGUAUACCAGAAGAAGAAUGUGGACCAGCUUGUGGUGAAGGAGAGGAGUACACGGAGUGCGUCAACCCUUGCGUGGAUGACACCUGCGCUGCAAUGGGGAGUCUGAAACCGAACUGUACCAGCCCUGAGCCUUGUGUCCCGGGCUGUGUUUGCAAGAAAGACCAUUUUAAGCAAAAUAAAUACUACCCGUGUUGGCCCAAGUGCUAUUGUGAAGAACUACGGGAUUCUCCCGAUUGUAGACCGGUUUAUGACGAUGCUUUAUAAGUUGGAGAUUAAUUUAUUUGUUACUAGCUACUCUUGCGCGAUUUCAUCCGCUGCUUAGCUCCAUUUAAUCGUAGCGUGAUGUUUUAUGUUCUAUAGCACUCUGGAACUUUGUAACUAUCUAUCAGUGAAAGAAUUUUGGCAAUUCGACUAGCGGUUCCAAAGUUUAGCAACCCCUACAUACAAACAUACAAACUAACAAAUUUCACCUCUUUAUAAUAUUAGUAUAGAUAUAGUAUAGAUAUUGGUGUAACAUCUCAGCUUAACUUACUAUCUACUGAUGGACCUCUGUGAUCCACGGCUAAAAUUUGCUUAAAGGAACUAACUUGAUAAUUUAACAAAGAUAAUGUAUGUGAAAGUGAUAUUAAAAAAGUAACCAUCGAGUUUCUUGCUUGUUCUUCCAUUCCAUUGGAAUCAAUCUUCACUUUGGAACGAGCAAAUAGCUUCUCUAAGAGGACUGACCAUCUUACUCGUAAAACUUCGUUUGACGUUAAAAAGUGUUUGUAAGGGACUAAUUAAAAUAAAUGAUUUUGACUUUGACUUUGAAGAUUUCUUUUCGAUGGAGAUCUUGUUGCCAGCUAACCUAGCCUACCUAUCUGGUCAGUAGAUAAAGUUGGGAAAGAUGAUGUUUCCAGUAACUCUUAGUA